Gavialis gangeticus (Gharial) is the source of this 1251-nucleotide messenger RNA. It is a transcript of the gene CFAP141, whose product is annotated as chromosome unknown C1orf189 homolog. The record is from RefSeq and is a predicted model, not a curated record. The coding region runs from base 487 to 852 and encodes 121 amino acids. The transcript has 4 exons. NCBI's taxonomy places the organism in Eukaryota, Metazoa, Chordata, Crocodylia, Gavialidae.
GCUGUCACGGACAGCUCACUGCCUUCACUAACGUGGACCAAAGCAGGUGAGGGUAUAAACAAUAAACUGGUGCGGCAGGGCCUGACCUCCAACAUCAUCCCUCCACACGUACUCCUGUGUUGCAGGCUCCUGUAGCCUGGACCCCAAUUCAGAUCCUACCCUUAUAGGAAGUGUCCCCAUGGCUGACUGCCUGCAAAGUGUGGGGUGGGCACCCCCCUCCAUGCUUGGAGGUCCAGGCUGAGCCAGGGGACAUGGAGCUGCUUCCAGCACGGGUGAAGUGAUGGGGCGGAGUGGGCAGGCCAGGGUGCUGGGGAUGGUGCUGUUAUGGAUGCCCUUGCAUACUCAGCCAUGUGGGGGCUAACCUCUGACCUCGCCUCCCACUGCCUCCAAGGCAACUAGGACAGUCCAAUCAGGGCCUUUGUCUUUGUUACCAGGUUGUAGCUGCCAUGGUGACAGGAUGCAAACAAUAACAGACAGAGCAGGAACAUGGAGCCUGCACCUGUCCUGGCAAUGGCACCUGGGAAGAGGGCCAGGAGCAGGCCUGUCUCUAUGCUCCAACAGAUCCUGAAGGAGGAGGAGCUGCUGGCAAAGGUGGAGGACUACAAGAAGCUGGUGCAAAGGUGGGAGCAGGAGCGGCAGCAGGCACUGCAGUGGGUACAGCAGGAGCAGCGGUCCCUGGUCGCAGGCUGGCGGCAGCUCCGCCGUGGCCUUGCAGAGGAGCUGCGCCUUGCCAGCAAGGAGCUCAUGCUGGUGCGGCGCGCAGCCCUGUGCUCCCUGCUCCAGCAAGAAAGGCUGCAGCAUCAACAGGAGCUGGCACGGCUCGGCUGGGCUUUCUACAUGGAGCGGCUCUGAGCACCCAAGAAACCCCCUCCCAGUGCCAGCUGCGUGCGUGGAGUUAUACUGGGGCAAGCAGCAGGAGGGGCCUUCCUGGGGGCCCUGUCACAGCAGGGAUCAGAGGGGCGCAGAGUGACAGCAGUGGCAAGGCAAGCUGCCCAAGGGCUCAGGCACUGCAUUCACAGGUGUGGGGGUGUCCAUUUCCACCCCUCCACACACACUGUCUCCAGAUCCACAGCCUUCAUCACAUCCCAGCACUUCCCCCUCGCUCAUCAGAGCCAAGCCAUGCUCUAUGAACCAGGAGCAGCUAUGGACAAUGCACAGUCGGAUGCUCAUAGAGAUCCUGUCACUCCUCUGUCUUGUCAUGAAUGUGUCAGCUAAUUACCAUUAAAUCAGGGCCAGGAGGCUUCUCAGUUC